Molecule: messenger RNA, 5174 nt
Organism: Formica exsecta
Lineage: Eukaryota; Metazoa; Arthropoda; Insecta; Hymenoptera; Formicidae
Exons: 8
Coding region: 327-3899 (1190 amino acids)
Biological process (GO): negative regulation of DNA-templated transcription
Cellular component (GO): nucleus
Molecular function (GO): metal ion binding; RNA binding
Source: RefSeq, a predicted model, not a curated record
AAAAACGAGAGACAGAGACAAGAGACGGAGAAAGGGAGAGAAAAGAGGAGACGUAGUCUUUCGUAGACUACGUUUCUAUACGGAGAGCGUUUAUUAUGCUCUCUCGCAAAUGCUAGCAUUCAUUCGAGCAGCGCGAUUAUUCCGCCAGAGCAAAGACCUGUCGAGUGUGGUCGGUCGAAUCGAUCGUAUGAUCGCUUGAUCGCCGUCCCGGCCGAUCGGGAGAGGCCGCAGUGCUGAUAUAGGAAAACUGACUCACUUGUUCACUUCGGGGUAACGAGAGCGAGACACGCACAGAUCGUGAUCGAUCUGCGGAACCGAAAACGAAAAUGGCAGUAGAGAGUGUUUCCGCGGCUGAGACUCUAAUCCAAAGCAGUAAUGAUAACGAUUUGGAAGAUGGAGAAAUUCCAUCAGACGAAGACGACGAGGCUAUCGUCCCUGCAGCAAAUGUUGCAUCAGAGGCUGCUAAACCAACACCUAAGUCAGAUUCUUCAACAAAUAAAAAUUUUGAUGCAAAGUUUAACAAAAAUAAAAAGCAGCAGCCUACACAGGCAGCUGGCAAACAUUUUUUGAAAUACAAGAAUCCAACCGAAGAUUGGGCUGGAGAUGUUGAAAAAGCCAUCAAGGCUGCAAUGGAAGAGGAUGGAGGAGGGAAAAAUCAGGAAUCCAAAGCGAAGAACAAGAACAACAGGAACAAAGUUCGGAAAAGAGUUCGUGAUGAGAAAGAGGAGGAUCGUAGUAAAGAACAAAAGAAGCGAAAAUUGAGUGAUGAAGAGAACGCCAAUGAGGAUGAAGAUGAAAUGCUUUUUGUACGAGGAGCCUCACCUAUUAGGAAGGAUUCUCAAGAAAAUAAUAAUUCUCCCAGACGUACAAACGAGCAUGAAAAUUUUGACAACAAUUCGGAUUAUGAGGAAAGACCUAAUAUAAAUCGACAUAGAGAAAAUGAUAGUAAACGCAGCACUGGACGUGGAGGAGGAGGAAGCGGAGGGGGAGGAGGAGGAGGAGGAGGAGGGCGUCGCGGUGGUAAAAAUGAACGUGGUGGUAAAAACAAGACUCGGGGCCAAAUCCGAAACGAUCGAAAUGGUCGUCGGCAGCAGAAUAAUGAUCAUGGACAGGAAGCAGACACAAUCUGUGUAUAUUAUAUGCAAGGAAAGUGUCAUAGGGGAGACGAUUGUCCGUAUUCGCACAACGCUUUACCACCCAGAAAAAUGGAAUUGUGCAAGUUUUACCUUAUGGAUUGUUGUGCUAAACGUGACAAAUGUCUGUAUAUGCAUCACGAUUUCCCUUGCAAGUUCUUCCAUACUGGUCUGAAGUGUAAUCAGGGCGACAAUUGUAAAUUCUCGCAUCAGCCUUUGAAUGAACAGGUAAAAGGUAUUCUUCUGAAACACUUAGAAACUGCACCAAAGGAAAUUCUUGGUGAUUUUCCAAGAUUGAGUAGAGAGGGUGCAAUGUUAAUGAUAAAUAAUACAGCGCGUUCUCUAGCGCAAGGUCAAGAUACAACAAAUCAAAAGAUUCCCAGUCUUUUCGAAUUGAAUCUAUCAGCACCUACAGAAAAAACUGAUGAAAAAGAAGAUAAAGAAGAACAAACAAAUCCACAAAAACAAGCCAACCUGAGGGAGAGAAAGCCUUCUGGAAAGAAGACGCGAUGGGGAUCGGAUGAGGAUAGAGUUCCCUACGAGCAUAUUAUGCUACUACAAUCAGCAAAUGAACUUGGUCUUCAACUUCCAAAUGCUGCAUUAGGUUUAGCUACACAGCAACAAGCACAAAAGCAACCUAUUGCACCAUCAAACUUCUAUAGCGAAAGAAAUGCAGAAUCAAAUAAAACUGUACAAAAGACAAAAGAAGAUUUUACAAAGGAUGUAGGAGAAGAUGAUAUACUAAACGAGUCGAAAAAGAGAAAAGACGUUGACUUGAGGCAACUAUUGAACGCAAAGAAACCACCGCCUGUUUAUAGUAUAGCCGAUAAAGUGGCGAGUCUUACGAAAAAUAAACUUGAUGACGAAAGCGAUCAAGACGAAGAAGCGGAACUCGUUAUCGAAGUACCGGCUGAAGAUGAGGAUAAGGAAAAAGAAAAAUAUUUCGAUAGCGAGCAAAGCGAUCAAGUCCACGACAUUUUCUUUUCCUCUACGGACGAACAUGAAGCGGUGCCGCCUUGCCAUUUGCCGAAGAAGGCGCAAGAAUUAUUCAUGCGAAUACAGCAGCAGCAACGCGCGGCGCAAGACAGUUUUAAGAACAUGGAUAACGAUUCCAACGCACGUACCGAUCAAAUCAUCGAGGAUUGGUAUUCGGAUGACGAGGACGAUGAUGACGACGAUGACGAUGAAGGUGGCAAUCUUACUAUAGUGGACAGUUCGAAGGAUGAGAUCGAGCCCAUCGAGAAAAACCAGAACAUCGUUGUCAAGGAAGAGUUUCCGCCCACGCCACCUGCGUCUAACGUGCCUCAACCGGCCGCUAUUGUGGACAAAUUGGGCGAUUUGAGCAAGAUCGACAUCAGUGCCGAAGUGUCUAAACUAUUAUCCACUAUAAAAGCUCAAAGUUCAACGAGCAACAAAACACAACAAGCGGCUAAUUCAAACCAAGACACAUCCAAAACUAAAUUGGCUCAAGAUCCCAAAUCAGACAGCGAAAUGUCGUCGAGUCCGAGACUAUCACCGGGACCGAGUUCGAUUACUGCACCCGUAUCUAGGGAUCCGCGCAUGUCCCGAGAUCCUAGGCAGCGUCGAGAAGUAGAACAGAAACCAAGCAGCCCGAGCAUAUCCGACGCUAAGAGAGAAUCGCAGAAGCCUCUCAGGUUGGAAACGAGCAUCUAUAGUUCCGGUAUCACUGCGAUGGACGCGAAUAUGGACACCGAUCUCCGGACGAGGGCAGAUCAGGAUCUCAGACGGCAGGACAUGGAUUUUCGGCAGCGUUUUCAGACCACCGAGUUCGGCGACACGGAUCUUCGCGUGAAAUCUGACGUAGAUCUGCGACAGAUACUGAGUCUGCCAUUCAAACCGGCGCCCGCGCACGACCCAUGUACCGAGAUUGACGCGAGUAUCGCGUCGCAUCCGCCAAUGCCGUACAAAGUUUACGUGGUGGAUAUACCCAGACCGGACUAUACCAAACUAACAAAAGAGGACGCGCAGGUCAAGUAUGAUCCGCGUCUUCGUAAGAUCUUCCGCAUUGUUCAACCCGAGCUGGCCGACUCACCAAUGUCGCCGCCGCCGCCGCAGGUUAAGCAAGAGAUACCAAAAUCUCCACCGCAAUGCACCGUUCGUACGGAUCCGCGACGGAAAACGCUCGAGGCAGCCGCUUCCAAUCAGCAGUCAUCCUCGCAAAACGUGAUCAACGCUUCCAAGGGAAGACAGCCGCAACCGAUGGAAGCGAUGGGACCCAAUAUGGGCCUCGCUCCGGUCGGUAUGCAAGUGGGACCGCCACCCGGUGGCAUGCCAGGUCCACCGCAGGGCAUGAUGGGCCCAAUGGGUCCAAAUUAUCCGAUGGGUAUGGGCCCAAUGAGGCCUAUGAUGAACCCCGGACCCAUGCCGCCGCCCAUGGGCAUGCCACAUGGCGCCGGUGGAAUGGGUAUGAACGGGCCCGUUCCAAUGCAGUCUCAGAAUCAGAUGAAUUUCGACCCACGUUUCAACGUGCAACGUAACAACGGAGCUGGACUGUUGGGUCCUGCGCCCUCUCCUUCCUACGAAGGCGGCCCUCCUUAUCCCUGUGCUAGCAGCUACAAUAAUUUUGGAGGACCCGGUGGCGGUGGAACUGGCGAGCCCGGCAUGAUGGGAUUUAAUCCAAACGGAUCGAACGGGCCUAGUUUUGGUCCGAUGGGCGAUGAUUGGGGCCCGGGCAGCAAUAGGCAGCGUGGCGGUCGUAUCCGUCGGAGGAAUCGCAACAGGACCAAUAUAGUGACUAAUAAUUGAAAGAAACAGCGGGGGAAAUAAAUAAGUAUAUAUAGACUGAGCAUCUGAUAAUAAUUCUCAUGAGCGAUCAAACUGCAAAUAUGUGUAUAUAUACAUAUAUAUAUACGUUCAUGUAAUGUGCUCGACUGUGUAUUUUAAUCUUUCCAGUUUAUUUUAACGGUAUCAACACGAAGUUUACAGAUUUAUUUUAUCGCGCUAUAGAUUUAUUCUUAAAUUAUAAAUAUUUAUGUAAAUAUAUAUAAAUUCUCAUCAUCGUUGCUAUUUACUUUUCGUUUAUAUAGGAUUAAAUCUAUAACUACUUAAGAACUUACUCAAGAAAGUUAUGAUUCUAAUAAUUACUGUAUUAAUAAUGAUUAUGAUCGACAGAUUGCAAACUCUAGUGACGAAGAAAACAAUAGCUCGCAUCGUACGUAAUUCUUUAAUAAAUGCAGCGGGAGAAACUGCAUGUAAUGCUCAUUUACGCACGAUUUUCUACUUAUAUGGAAAAUCUGUGCGUUCUAAACGUGCAAAACAUACAGUGAACACAUCCAUCAUUCUAAUUGUAAUUUGCCGCAUAAAAUUCUCAAUACGUCGCUAGUGAAAUAUAUAAUCCGUCAAAUAAAGGAUAUUUAUAGAUAUAUUUCGAUGUGUAUCCACUAGUUUAUAAAUAGGUUCUACGAAAAAAGACACCUAGCACAUAAGUCAUGCCGAAAUAAUUAAUUCGAGAGUAAACGAGCGGAGCAAACGCGAUAAUAGAGACAUUAAUCAAGUUGAUAAUUUCUUUGUCUUCCAUGCAAAUGGCACGCUGAGUGCUUGCGAUUUUUGCGUACACGUUGUCUUUGUACGAUUCGCGAAGCAAGCGGUUCGUACAUUGACAUGACACGAUCUUUACCCAUAUCGCGGAAACAUACCGUGGAGUUGUAGAGAAUCUAAUGUGAAAUGCAAUAUUUUGUAAAGAAGUCAAUAUAUAGUGCGCGAAAGAAAUUUUGCGGCAUAUAUGAUAUGAGAUACUUUUUUAUAUUAAAAAAAAAAAAAAUAUGCGCAAGCAUGUAAAUUCCGGUCUUGUAUCGAUUUUUGCUCGAAAUAAUAUAUAUAGCUCAUUCUUGUGCAUCUCAUAAUGUAAACUAUUAUUUAGCGCCUCCAUUAAAUUCUUCUAUAGAUUUGCGUGCGGCUUCAAAUAAUAAUAACGAUAAAUUCUGAAUAACUCUGUGAGAAAGCAGAACAAUUUCUUUAGGAUUGUACGUAUAUAUUUUCUUUAGGAUAAAUUUAGAAAUAAAUAUAAAAUAUUUGAAUCUU